AAUUUACAAUCAAAAUGGCAAAUAAGAUUGAUUCUGUGUCAAACCAGAUCAGAGAAGAGAAUUUGGAAGAUGCCCAAACUUUAUCUGCGCUGUUUGAUGAAGGUUUGGAACUCUACAAUCAAAUAGGAAAUAAUCAAAAACCUUCCAACAGUCCAGAAUUCCAAAUGGAUGUGAAGAAGGCCAUAAAUAUAUUUGAAAGAUCUACGAGAUUAGUAUCAAUAACAGAUUUGUUCAGUUCAAAUGAAGGUAUUGAAGAAAUUGCAACAAAUGAUCUGAAGUACUUUUUGUUACCAGCAUUAUUAGGAUCAUUAACAAUGAGAAUUACUUCUGGGGACCGAAAACAGAUAGUCUUCUGUUCAGAGAUUUAUUUCAAAGAUUUUCUAAAACGAACUAAUGACUAUGGUUUGAGUAAUUAUGCUUUUCACAGUCAAGAUCCUGAUACAAGUAAAUCGAAUACCCCAAAAACUGAACUUGAAAUUAUAACAACUUCAGUAAAUGUUCGUGCAAAUAAAAUCCAGAGAUUUAAUGAACAAAAGGAACUGAAAGCAAAACUGGAAAAUUUGAAGAAAAAUAUGAAUAAUGAAAAUAUUGAUGAUGAAGUAAAACGAAAUUUCUAUUUAACUUUAAUUAAAUUGUUUAUACAUGAGGCUACAGAUGAACUAGACAGUAUUGAAAUGGAGAAACCAAUCCUGGAACAUAUGGCUAAUUUGAAGGAUGAAGGCUCUUCAAAACCUUUAAAGAGACCACCAGCUCCACUAAUGCCCACAAUUAUUCUCACCAGGGAUCAAGUUCAAAAAGCUGUUUAUGGGGCUGGUUAUCCUUCCUUGCCAACUUAUACUGUUCAGGAAUUUUAUGAUAAAAGAGUUGCAGAUGGUAUUUUCCCUGAUCCCAACAAAAAGAAGUCACCUGAAAACAUGAGUCUACAAGAAAAAGCUCUGGCAGGGCUCUCUAUCACUGAUGAAGAUAAAGAACAGACUCAAGAAGAGAAAUUAGUUGAAGAUGAUGAUGAUGAAAACUUGGCAAGAAUGAGGGCAAGAGAUGAAUUCAAGGAUGAUCAUAGAAGGGGAUGGGGAAACAGAAUGAAUAGGAGUUAGAUCCUAUAAUUUAUUAAAUAUGUACUUGUAGAACUCUUACUAACAAAUACAUUGUUUUUCCAUAAAGAA
Aethina tumida (small hive beetle) is the source of this 1163-nucleotide messenger RNA. It is a transcript of the gene Tap42, whose product is annotated as immunoglobulin-binding protein 1b. The transcript is spliced from 3 exons. Bases 15 to 1094 code for a protein of 359 amino acids. The record is from RefSeq and is a predicted model, not a curated record. Gene Ontology annotation, cellular component: cytosol. Gene Ontology annotation, molecular function: protein phosphatase 2A binding. Lineage: Eukaryota; Metazoa; Arthropoda; Insecta; Coleoptera; Nitidulidae. Gene Ontology annotation, biological process: regulation of signal transduction; regulation of dephosphorylation.